Messenger RNA from Didymodactylos carnosus, 819 nucleotides. The record is from the annotation of a GenBank genome assembly. Lineage: Eukaryota; Metazoa; Rotifera; Eurotatoria; Philodinida; Philodinidae.
AUGAUCAUCUCUUGUCUAUUCUUAUCCAUGGUUGCUUAUAAUUAUCGACAAUUAAAGCAGAAAAUUCCAAUUUUGCUCAGUUGUAACACUUGUGUGGCCGUAUUAUUUACAUCAAUAGCACUCAGUUCUAUAUGCGCGUCAAAUUUAAAUCGAUCACCGAAUAGUCGAUGGUGUUUAAUUGCCGGUUAUUUAAAUCAUACAUUCAAUAGUUCAAUUUAUUACGCCUAUACGUUACAAGCAUUCUAUCGUCUUUGUCGAAUUAUAUUCAACAGUACAGCAGUAUUUAAAAAAAAAAAAACUUAUUCAAUAUUGAUCUGUAUUCAAUGGUCAUUUUCCCUAUUAACGAUGUCAACUGCCCUAAUUUGUAACUGGAUUGUUUUUCUAUCAUCGGAAUUCUAUUGCCAGGUAAUAUAUUCUAAUUUAGUGGGAGCAUUAUAUCUUGGCUUGCUUCUGUAUCAAAUACCAAUGGCAUCUAUGGGCAGUAUGUACGUAUGGAUAGCUCGAUUUAUUCGUCAAUCAGCGCGAACAGCAAGACAGCAACAGAAACGUGAUCUAAUAAUUAUUAAACGUAUGUUUACCGUUGUUGGUGUACUGACUCUUAUGGGUGUACCACCCAUCGUUUUCUUCAUGAUAUGGCUUAUAACCGGUCACGUUUUCUCAAUCAGUUACGCUAUUCAAUGGAUGACAUUCUCAAUUACUCUGAUAUUGAUCAAUAUCGUGUUAAUUGGUUUGACGCCACAACUGAAAGCAAAAUUAAAGCAUCAAAUUAUUCCCAUCGUAUGCUGUAUCAAUAUAUUGAAAAUCACCUACGAAAUGUGA